Molecule: messenger RNA, 4827 nt
Organism: Adineta ricciae
Lineage: Eukaryota; Metazoa; Rotifera; Eurotatoria; Adinetida; Adinetidae
Source: the annotation of a GenBank genome assembly
AUGCUCACUGAUGAGACAGCUAAGAAUGAUUUUAAUACGAGUUCAUCCUCAACACACACACCGCCAACUGAACUAGCUUAUCUUCCAAUUGGUUGUUCGGUUAGUGCGAAAUAUCGUGGAGCAUUUUGUUCAGCACAAGUUAAAGCAUUUGAAAAACAAGUUAAAUUAAAAGUCACACUAGUGGAUAGUGGUGAUACAAUCACAAUCUCAGAAGAACAGAUUGUUCAUCCAACUACAUUACGCAUUGGUAAUACGGUUACAAUCCGUUUAAAUUCAUCAAAUCGUCGACAAUCGAAUGAUUCGAAUUCUCAUCAACAUUAUUCACGAAGUGGUUUAGCUGCAUUUAUCAAUCCUACAAAUCCCGAUGAAAAACAGGCAACUAUCAAACAAAUCAUCGACAAUAGUCUCUACACUGUCGUUUUCAAUGAUGGAGAUGAAAAAUCGCUGAGACGUUCAUCACUAUGUUUACAAGGUGUUCGUCUUUAUCAGAAUCAAUAUGGUCAACAGAAAAUUCUCGAAGAAAUUCCUACCACAACGCCGGCAGCAUCAAUUUCCCCGCCGCCGCCACCACCAUCAUCAUCGACAGUGACACCGUCAACAGACACAACGAAUGCCAAUGCAAAUGAUGUUUCAACGAUCGUGGCUAUUAAACGACAAGGAAAUAACGAUCAAAACGUUUUCCCAGCAAUAGUACUCAAACGAAAAGCAUUGGCUGAUUACAUGUGGGUACGAAGUUUCGUUGAUGGAAGAGAAUACAUCGUUCACACACGUGAUGAUGUACAACCUUAUCAUAAUAAUCAAGAUAUUCAAGCACUAUGUCGUGCGACGUCGAAGCAAGCGACGCAAGCUUGUGAGAAAUUCAUAAAAUACAAUCAAAUUCCAGCUGCUUGGCAAAAGAAGAAACGACAACAGCAAAAAUCGGAUAAUAAAAAUACUCAGAGCGAUGAAGAAAAUAGUAGUGAAAGUGAAUCAAGUUCUAGUGAAUCUGAUGAUGAUGAUGACGACGACGAGAUCGACGAAGAAACUGCCGAAGAAAAAGAUUCGUUCGUGGCUCAGCUAUUCGCAUUCAUGGAUGAUAGAGAAGAUGAUUCUAACCAAGAUAUGUAUCAAAGAUUUAGUUACAUAAUUUUGCAAACUAUCGUAGUUAGUAUUUGAACACCGAUAAAUAAUAUUCCUAAAGUUCAAAACUACGAUCUUGACCUUCAUCGUUUAUUCAAGCUUGUUCGACUGUACGGUGGUUUCAAUAAGGUAACUAAAAAUGACCAAUGGGAAACAAUUCAUAUCAAAAUGGGUUUGCCCGACGAAGUGUCAGCAGAAAAUGGUCGAUCAAUCGAGCAAGCCUAUCGAAAAUACUUGUUUGCGUAUGAAGAUCUCUCGAAGAAAUUGGGUUCGAUGAACGCACCGAGUGCAUAUUUCGGUGGCCGAACCAGUAUGGGUAGUGAUUCGAGACGAAGUUUGAUACGUGCACGACAACAGCAGCAGCAUGAAGAAGAAAAGAAUCAAAAGAAGACAGCAAAAUCGAAGCAAUCUCCUGCAUCGGUGAAACAAAGAUCUCGCAAAAGCAAUGAAUCUCGCGCGUCUAUUGACUCAAAAGCAACUCCUGCAGCAAAGAAAUCCACACCUAAAUCAUCGGUAAAGCCCAAUCGCAAAGGUCCAAAUAAAAGUAAACCAUCGAAUGUUAUCUCAUCGAGCUCAUCGGAGUCGGAAAGUGAAUCGGAAACUGAAACAUCCGACGAUGAAUCGAGUCGUUCAUCGUCAUCACAUUGUACGAAAUCGAAAGCUAAGCCAGCAUCUUCACAAACCCCAUCGAAAAAGUCCACCGUUUUAUCAUCGACUAUUCCGAAAAAGGCCAAUCCACCGUCAACUCCCUCGACUUCGACAUCAACGAAAACCGAUAUGAAGAAAAUUUCAGGCAGUACCAAACCCGUUUCGUCGUCGUCAUCAGCAUCCAAUGUCGAUAGCAAACAAUCGAAAUUAACAAUAACAAUUCCUAUUGCAAAACCGAAAGCACAAUCGAGCAGUUCGUCAUCAGGUCAACCUGUUAAAAAAGUCACUGUCACAUCAUCGAACAAAGAUGACAAGAAAAAAGUUUCCGAUAUCAAAUCUGUUCCGAUCAAAACCGAACCAAAAGCAAUUUCGUCACCGUUAACUAAAAAACCAGUAAUUUCAUCAGCGAAAUCAUCUCAAAUUACGAAAACAUCUCAGCAACAGAAAAAUUCAUCGAAUGAAUUGAGUAAAUCAAGUACGCCGGCGUCAAGCAAUAAAACACCUUCAUCUCUAUUACCAUUCAAACCCAAAACAACUCAUUCACAAACAUCAACGAGUAAUAAUAAUAAUAACAAUAUCAACAGCAGCAGCAAAGAUAGAACGGGACUUUCAAAACCUUCGUCGUUGUCAUCUUCAUCUUCGUCAACAACAGCAAAGGAUCUUUCUCGCCAUGUUAAACCAACAAAGUUCAAUGCUUCUUCGACGAAAAAUGCUUCACAAGAACGAUCGGCUUCCACACCUGUCAAAAAGACAAAACCAACUGGCCAAGAGGAUAGUAUCACGAAACCCAUAUCAGCUGCAUCAACAAUGAAAAUUCCAAAAAUCUCUUCAAAUACGGAUCCUACAAAGAAACCAACAACUCUCAUUGAUAAAAUACACAAAAAACAGGUAAUAAAAGAAGGUACCAGUAAAAUACCUAAAAUUCAAGACAGCUCGUCAAUCAAUAAAUCACAUGCCGCCGAUACACAAACAAAACCUUCCUUGCCAUCUCCAACUCGUCCAACAGUUUCUGAAUCUACGAAAAAGACUACUAUACGUGAUGUGUCCCCAGUAUCUAUCCCUCCUGUAUCACCAUCACCACCACCACCACCAGUAAUAGCUGUUCCACCUAACACUGAUACAGCAACGACUGGUCCAGCACCAACUAGUAGCAUACAAAAUACUAGUACUCCAACUGAACCAACUCCAGAAGUGAAAUUACCCGAAGCUCCGUUAGCACUUCCAGUCUCAUCUACAACUGUGAAAGAAUCGAAUGAGAAUGACACUCCUGCAACAACUUCAAACAAACGUUCGCAUUCGGAUGAAAAUUUUGAACCCGUCUUUACAUCAUCAUCAGUUUCGGAAGUCGAAGAACAACUAUCUCCGUCGAAGCGAGCUCGCCGAUCAAUAUCAUCGCAAGAAAGCACCGAGACUUUCAACAGUAAUAAUGAUCAACCAACGACAAUAGACACAAUCUCAGCUAAUCGCAAUACUCAAUUAACGUACGAUGACAUAUUUAUAAACGAUAUUCUGUUAGUAACAUGGGGCAAUCAUGGAACAAAACAAUAUCCAGCACGAUGUAUCGAGAAGAAUGAUGAUAAAAAGGAGCUAUUUGUACACUACACCGGAUGGAAUUCUCGUCAUGACGAAUGGGUUAAAUUAGACCGUGUCAUCGAACGUAAAGAUACAACAAAUACGAAUACACUAUUCCAACAACGGCCACGUCGCACUAGUCAAAUCAAUACAUUACGACAACAACAUCUUGAUUCAACAACUUCAUCGAAUUCGAAUGAACAGAACAAUCCACAACAAGUCAUUAGUUCAUCGUCGACCGAUCUCACUUCAUCGUCAACACUGAUUGACGAUGAUCUGCUACAGAAAAGUUCGAAAUCUAUAUCUGUUGAAAAGGCCAAAACCGAAGAAUCGGACACUGACGAUAAUAGCCGAAGUCAACAUGAAAAUUGGCCCAAUGUUGAAACAAUAUCUUCGACGGAUGAUGAUGCAUUGUCAUCUGCAUCUACUGUUCGUACAAAUCAAUCUGAUACAAAUCGAUUACCAACGGAUGAAUCAACAAACAUUCGACGAAGUAUAUCCAUGACUAAAAACGAAAAUAUCCUUUCUACUCCUGGUGAAUUUGAAGCAACUGAUGACAAUGAUAUUGGAUCUAGUUCAGCACGAGACGAUGAUCAUGUUCAUGCUACCAUUCCCAAACGAAGGCAAUCAAGAGCAGCAUCAUCAAACAAUAAAGUGGAUUCCACAUCAACUAUAAAGACAGAACAAGUUGAAGAACCGUUUCCUGCAAUAUCAGAUAUGCAUGAACAUCCCCAUCAGUAUCCGUUUUAUGUAAAAGAAGAAACAAUCGAUAGUUCUUCAAUUUCUCAGCAAACCAUCCGAACGCCAUUCAUAGCACCAACAACAUCUCUUCUAGCCGAUUCUAUCUCACCUCUAUCAAACAUAUUGACUUCACCACCGUUAACAGCAACUGGUAACCGCCGUGCAUCAGUACGACAACAGAAACGACGUACAUUACGUGAGCCAAAUAGUGCGAAAGAUACAUCGGCAUCCGCAAAGAAAAGAACGAAAUUGGAUCAUGGUACUGCUCUCAACAUUGAUCUUGGUGGAGACAACAAUUCCAAUGGUGAUCAAACCCCAACAAGGUCAAAUUCAACUGAACAACAAGCAUCAGAUAAUGCCACAAAUAAACGUCAUCGAACAGCAGGACGACGUGGUGGAAAACGAUCAGCGAAUCAACCAGAAUAUGAAAACGAAGAUUAUCGGUCUAGUUCACCAUCGAAUAUGACUAUGCGUCAACAAUUGAAAGACAUGUUCAAACAUCGACCGAGUCGUUACAAUUUUCUUGAUCUGAAUAACAAUUUAACUGGUGAUGAACGUAUAACACAUCUUAAAGAUCGUAUGCGUGAUUGUCAAAAAGUCUUUUUUAAUCUCAAGAGUGCGCUAGUUAAAGUUGAAAAACAACGCAAAGCGUUUCUUCGAAAACAAAAACCAAUUCUACCGACAGCAUCGGGAACAAUCAUACAAUCAACACCAACUGAGAUUUUGGGAACAUCAACAUGUACAUAA